AUGACAUCUGAGAGUGGGAUAUGUAGAUAUAAAUAUAUCUACUUGUAUCUACAUAUAUCUAUAUCAAUCUUUUCUCCAGUUACUAUCAUUUGUUUUUACUCAGUUAAUUUAACUUUUGAUUCUAUCUAUCUAUCUAUCUAUCUAUCUAUCUAUCUAUCUAUCUUUUGCAUAAAUAAUGGCUAUAAACAUAAUAGGAGGCUUUUUCUUCAGGGCAGCAAAUCACAUGAGAUCAGGCGACGCGCUGGUACUCUGCUCUCUCUGCAGACUCUUUGCCGUAGUCUGUCCGCGGUGUCACCGCCGUCUCUGUCUAUGAAUCUACUCGGCGUUCUGUUUUUGUGGACUCAUGCGCAAGGGCUGAGGUGUGGCAUGACGUGCUCUGUACAUGCCAGCGUUUCCCAAACAAACCAAUCAGGUCUCUAUCUGCAAAUGUCCAGUAUGGGGGAGCCCCAUCUCCCUCCUUGGAAUUCUACUUGGGAUUUCUCCUUCUUGCUUUGUCUGAGUGCCUCUCACCAUCACUGCCCGAGUGGUGUGAAAAGUCCUCCGCCUUCCCUGAAAUUCCACCUGAUCCCUCUCCUCCUUGGUCACUUGACCAAACCCGUCCCCCAAGGGCUAGGCGUGAUCUAUUCCAAUGGCCAAAUUUUAAUUAUCGUUCAAAAUUCUUUCUUAUCAUGCUUUUGCGUGUGGUCGUUUUCGCAUAUGGAAUUUAUCAUUUUUAUCUCCUCGUCAAUCAUUUGGCCAACAAGUGGUAAAAAGGAAACGAUUCCUUGA
Molecule: messenger RNA, 768 nt
Organism: Acanthosepion pharaonis
Lineage: Eukaryota; Metazoa; Mollusca; Cephalopoda; Sepiida; Sepiidae
Source: the annotation of a GenBank genome assembly